CAAAGCCACAGAAAACCAGUACCAUGCAUUUUUAAUCAGGUGGCUUCUGAGGUCGCCUUCUCCAUUCAAGGAUGUAAAUUAUGUGCAAGAACUGUGGGUUGAAAACUGAACCAAAGUGAUAGAAAGAAAAUGUCAUUAUCUCACGACAGGAAGGCUGUGAUUUUAUUACAUUGAUCUGUAAUUCUCAUUUCCAAUAAGUGAUGCGAGACACAGCGCCAGAACUCACCGCUCCAUGCAGCCGAUGGGGGCUCGUCCGGGAUAAUCGCUAUUUCUUUAAAAAUGAGUAGAAAAUAAAUAUUUUACAUAAACAGAAACCUUGACGAUUCUCUGGACUGGACAGCACGGCAUAAUUUCUUUAUUGGAUCAUCAAAACUUAAAGCAUGAGUAUGUGGACAUGGUUGAGUGUUUUGUCUGGGUUUGUGAGUUUAUCCUGUGAAGCUGUGCGGAGCUGUGAAGAGUUACAAUGCGAUGAAGAUCAGCGAUGCUGCACUCAGGAGAAUAACACAACGGUCCACUGCUGCAAACUCCCUCAGCACACUUUCCUGGGCAACCUGGACUGGAUCGUCCGGAAGCUUUCGGGUCUCCUGAUUCUGUUGCUUCUCUUCUUGGUGGGUUACUUCAUUCAGCGGGUCGUGUGUCCGCGUCCCCGUCGCCAAAAUCCAGAGGAGCCAUCACUCCUGCACGGACAUGAAUCCCAGGACUCUCUCACGGGAGAAUUCAGCUCCCCGGUACUGCAGCUCCCCACAUAUGAGGAGGUGAAAGAUCUGCCCACAUAUGAGGAGAUCAUGAUGGAGGUAAAUGGAAAUUAUAUGGACACAAAUACAGGAGCACCGGAGGACAGAUGAGAAAUCUCCAACACAUCUAAAAGAGCCUGAACCUCUCUGGAACACAUACACACACAUGCGCGCUGAUUUUUGUUUGUGGAGCAGCUAAUGUGUUAAAUUAUUCACUAGCACUUUUAAACAAUUACCUUUUUCCUUAUUGUUUAAUAACAACUACUGGAUAGUUCUGUUGAAUGCGUACCAACAUUAAGUUGUUGUUAAUAUUGAUCUGGAAUUAAAGCUUAUAAUAGUGCUGAUUGAUAGUGCUUUAUUAUUUCUGCAGAAUCUGAGCUCCAGCCACUUAAA
Messenger RNA from Misgurnus anguillicaudatus (oriental weatherfish), 1127 nucleotides. The record is from RefSeq and is a predicted model, not a curated record. Lineage: Eukaryota; Metazoa; Chordata; Actinopteri; Cypriniformes; Cobitidae.